This is a messenger RNA of Neltuma alba, 1984 nucleotides long. RefSeq names its product receptor kinase-like protein Xa21. NCBI's taxonomy places the organism in Eukaryota, Viridiplantae, Streptophyta, Magnoliopsida, Fabales, Fabaceae. Gene Ontology annotation, molecular function: protein kinase activity; protein binding; ATP binding. The record is from RefSeq and is a predicted model, not a curated record. Bases 1 to 1908 code for a protein of 635 amino acids. The transcript has 2 exons. Gene Ontology annotation, biological process: protein phosphorylation.
AUGAAACUUCCCAAGUCCAUUGGAAACUUGUCUGAUUCUCUACAAGUGCUGUUGAUACACUCCUGCGAGAUUAAUGGUAAAAUACCAUCAGAAAUUGGGAAUUUGUCUAACUUGUAUCACUUAUCUUUCGCUGAAAAUGUCUUAAGUGGAUCAAUUCCAGCAACAAUUAGCAACUUGCAGGCUCUUCAGCUUUUGAAUCUUAUGGGCAAUGAGCUAGAUGGUUUGAUUGUUGAUGAGCUUUGUGACAUUAGAAGGCUUGCAUAUUUAUAUCUGUCCCGAAACCAAUUUUCUGGAGCAAUGCCGUUUUGCUUAGGAAAUCUUAUGUACCUGCAGGAGCUUUAUUUGGACGCCAAUAAAUUGACUGCUGAGGUACCUUCUUCCUUUUGGAAUUUGACAGGUAUAUUGCAAGUAAACCUAUCUUCCAACAUGUUGGUUGGAAAUCUUUCAUUCAAGAUUGGGAACAUAAAAUCUCUCACGCUAUUAGAUUUGUCCAGAAAUCAUCUUUCAGGCACCAUUCCAACAACCAUUGGUAGCUUGCAAAAUUUGCAAAUUUUCUCCUUAACGCAUAACAUAUUGCAAGGAAAGAUUCCGGUAUCACUUGGGAAUUUGCUAAGCUUAGAAAAGCUAGACCUUUCCCAAAAUAAUUUGUCUGGUGAGAUUCCUAAAUCGCUAGAGUCACUUACAUCCCUUAAGUACGUGAAUCUCUCUUAUAAUGAACUACAAGGUGAGAUUCCUAGCGGUGGGGUCUUCAAAGAUUUGUCCGCUGAAUCUUUCAUGAUGAAUAAAGCACUUUGUGGUGAGGCAAAAAUGCAAGUUCCUCCAUGCAGAAAAGAAAAAAGAAAGAGGUCAAAGGCAAAAUUGAUUUUGCUGAUGUACAUCCUACCUGUGGUUUUGUCAACAAUUUUCAUUGGUUUAGGCAUUAUCCUCUUUCAACGCAAACGAAUAAAUUCCAGGCAUACCAUGAAACAAGAUUUAUCAACUUUAGGAACGCCAAUAAGGAUUUCUUAUUUUGAAAUUUUGGAUGCAACCAACAGAUUUGAUAAGAGCAACUUACUGGGAAGUGGAAGUUUUGGUUCUGUAUUCAAAGGAAGGCUUUCAAGUGGAAUAAUGGUUGCUGUCAAAAUAUUCAAUUUUGAUUCUGAAACAUUGUCAAGGAGCUUUGAAGUGGAAUGCGAUGCAAUGCGUAAUGUGCGUCAUCGCAAUUUGGUGAAGAUCAUUAGUAGUUGUUCCAAUGUUGAUUUCAAGUGUUUGAUAAUGGAGUUCAUUCCCAAUGGAAGUCUUGAAAAAUGGUUAUAUUCUCAUAACUAUUGUUUGGAUUUUCUGCAAAGGUUAAAUAUAAUGAUAAAUAUCGCAUCUGCUUUGGAAUAUCUCCAUCAUGGCUUACCAAAACCAAUAGUCCACUGUGAUCUGAAGCCAAGUAACAUUUUGCUGGAUGAUAAAAUGGUUGCUCAUUUGAGUGACUUUGGACUUGCAAAAUUUUUAGAUGAAGGAAAAUCGAGGACACUCACAGAGACAAUACCUACAAUUGGUUAUGUUGCACCAGAAUACGGAUCUCUUGGAAUUGUUUCAACGAAAGUUGAUGUGUAUAGUUUCGGAAUAAUACUAAUAGAAGUGUUCACAAGAAAAAGGCCAACAGAAGAUAUGUUUGUGGAUCGCUUGAGCUUGAAGAGUUGGGUAAGUGAAUCAUUGUCACAUUCAUUAACUCAGGUCAUAGAUUCCAAUUUAAUACAAGGAGAUGAUCCGCGAUAUAUUCCUGAUAUUUUGACAACUACAUCCACUAUCUUUGAAUUGGCCUUGAACUGUUGUGCCGAUGUUUCACGAAAGCGUUGCAGUAUGUCAGAUGUUGUGGCAUCAUUGAACAAGAUCAAGGACAUGUUUAUGCAAAGAUGUCACUUGGAUAAAUAUUGAACCUAUUUGUAAUUUAUUUGUCUUGCUGUCUAUCACUCAUUUUUAUUGACAAUCCCACUUAGAAAUGUUUGGAUGC